AUGAUUCCAAAUACCAACAGAGUGCCAAAUUCAAGAAUCGAGUUAAGAAUUAGUUGCAGCCAUUUAAAGAAUCUUGAUGUGGUCUCAAAAUCCGAUCCACAGGUUUCAAUUCACGAACAAAAAGGAAAUUGUGGUCUAGUUAAAUAUUUAGGAAGUACAGAGAAAAUUAAAAAUAAUUUAAGUCCAGACUUUAAGAAGCCAAUUAUGAUCGAUUAUUUCUUUGAAGAAGUUCAAAAUCUCAAAUUUACCUGUGUCGAUAUUGAUGGAGAAAUAGUAAAGGCUGAUGAAAAUGAUAAAAUUGGCACAUUUGAAACUACAUUAAGUAAUAUAUUAUCAAGACCUGGUAGAAGAAUGGUUGGUGAAUUAAAACAUAAUGGUAAAACUACUGGUAAUAUCUUAAUUACUGCUGAAGAGCUCCAAAAUACAAAUCAUGAUAUUUAUCUUAGAAUGGAAGCUUCAAAUGUUGAUGCUAAAGAUUGGAAUGGUAAAAGUGAUCCAUAUUUCAAAAUUUAUAAAGCUGUUCAAGGUGGUGGCGCCCCAGUAUUGGUUUAUCAAAGUGAAGUUAUCAAUAAUACUUUGAAUCCAGUUUGGAAACCAAUUUAUAUGCCAUUAGAAUCAUUUAAUGGUGGUGAUAUGUUUAGAGAUUUAACAAUUGAGGUAUACGAUUAUGAUUCAAUUGGUUCACACGACUUAAUCGGUAUUGUUCAUUUAAAUGCAGAUCAAGUACUCAGAGGUCAAAAAGAAUUCCCAAUUAUUAACCCAAAGAAAGUUAGCAAAUCAGGUUACCACAAUUCAGGUAUUUUAAAGUUCUAUGAUGCUAAAUUAGAAAAGAAACACACAUUCCUCGACUAUUUAGCAGGUGGUUGCGAAAUUUCAUUAAUGGUUGCAAUCGAUUGUACAGGUAGCAAUGGUUUAACUUCUAGUGUACAUUCACUUCAUUACAAUACCCCAGCACAACCAAGUCAAUAUGCCCGUUCUAUUAUGUCAGUAGGUUCAGUUUUAGCUCCAUACGAUUCAGAUGGUAUGAUUGAUGUUAUGGGUUUCGGUGGUUCAUUCGCAGGCAGUUUUGGUGUAUCACAUUGCUUCCCAUUCUCUUUUGAUACAAAUAUACCAGCAGCAGUUGGUGUUCAAGGUGUUUUAGGAUUAUAUACCGAAAAUAUUAGAAAGAUUUCUUUCUCAGGUCCAACCAAUUUCAGCGAAGUUAUUCAACAUGCAAUGAAAAAAGCAUCAGAAGGUCAAAACCAACAAAACCAAAAAUACACUGUACUUUUAAUUUUAACCGAUGGUGAAAUUUCAGAUAUGGACGAAACCGUUAGAAAUUUAGUAAUUGCUUCAACUAUGCCAUUAUCAGUCGUAAUUGUUGGCGUAGGUUCAAGUUCAUUUGAUAAUAUGAACAGAUUAGAUGGUGAUGAUGGUACAUUAAAAGAUUAUAGUGGUAAUAAAGCAAGCAGAGAUAUUGUUCAAUUCGUUCCAUUUACAGCAUUCUCAUCAAAUAUCGAUUUAUUAGCACAAGAAACCUUAAAAGAAAUUCCAGGUCAAUUACUUUCAUUCUUUAAAACUGUUGGUUUUGUACCAAAUCCACCAAGACAAUAUAUAGCCCAACCAAUUCUUGCCCCAAUUCCACCACCAAUUGCUCCACAAUAA
Molecule: messenger RNA, 1644 nt
Organism: Dictyostelium purpureum
Lineage: Eukaryota; Evosea; Eumycetozoa; Dictyosteliales; Dictyosteliaceae
Exons: 4
Coding region: 1-1644 (547 amino acids)
Biological process (GO): cellular response to calcium ion
Cellular component (GO): plasma membrane
Molecular function (GO): calcium-dependent phospholipid binding
Source: RefSeq, a predicted model, not a curated record